Molecule: messenger RNA, 543 nt
Organism: Tetrapisispora phaffii CBS 4417
Lineage: Eukaryota; Fungi; Ascomycota; Saccharomycetes; Saccharomycetales; Saccharomycetaceae
Gene: YFH1
Product: ferroxidase
Exons: 1
Coding region: 1-543 (180 amino acids)
Biological process (GO): iron incorporation into metallo-sulfur cluster; intracellular iron ion homeostasis
Cellular component (GO): mitochondrion
Molecular function (GO): ferroxidase activity; 2 iron, 2 sulfur cluster binding; ferric iron binding
Source: RefSeq, a predicted model, not a curated record
AUGUUUAGAAAUAGCAUUAUUAGAUUCCAGAGGUAUGUCAGUCAUCCAGUUCAAAAAAAUAUAAGCAGAUCAAUUUCAUCAAAAAUACUUGUUCUUUCAGCUGCUAGGAAUUUAACUUUCAAGCAAUUAACUGUGAAUAAUAAGGUGUCUCAAAGAGCAUAUGCAAGUGCAUCCACAGGUGGGUUUCAAAUACCAGAUGAAGUUAAAAAUUUAAAUAUAGAAGUGUACCAUAAUGUAGCAGAUCAAUUUUUAGAAGAAUUAUCCGAAAACAUAGAGGAUAUUAGUCAAAAUUUUCCAAAAGAUAUUCCUGACGUCGAUUUAAGUCAUGGAGUGUUGACAGUGACAGUUCAUAAGUUUGGCACCUACGUUAUUAAUAAACAACCUCCAAACAAACAGAUAUGGCUGGCUUCGCCUAUCUCGGGACCUAACAGAUAUGAUUACUACAAAGGUGAAUGGGUUUCUUUAAGAGAUAAUACAAAAAUAUUAGACGUUCUUAAGAAAGAAUUAACUGAAGCUGUCCCUAAUGCAAAAAUAUCCUUAUAA